Molecule: messenger RNA, 2059 nt
Organism: Cervus elaphus (red deer)
Lineage: Eukaryota; Metazoa; Chordata; Mammalia; Artiodactyla; Cervidae
Gene: SPATA1
Product: spermatogenesis associated 1
Source: RefSeq, a predicted model, not a curated record
ACCGACUUGAUGGACAUGAGUUUGAGAAAGCUCUGGGAGUUAGUGUUGGACAUGGAAACCUCGUGUGCUGCAGUCCAUGGGGUAGCAAAGAGUCAGACAUGACUGAGUGACUGAACAGCAGCAGUCAUUUUUAUAGUUUCAGUCCUUCUACUUCCAAAAGUGUAUUUCUACUUUAAGUAAAAAGCUAUAUAUAUUUAAGCUUAAUUUUUGAUCGAGAGAAAAUGAAUUAUUUAGUAAAAAGAGUUUUAGUCACAAGUCUACUGUAUUAAUAAUUUACCCCUUAGUUGUAUGUGAUAUAUGAUUUUCUUUGCAUUUACCAGCCCUACUUAUCAGUAGUAUAUCAUUUUAAAUUAUUAUUAUAAGAUUGCAUACUUAUCAAAGUUUUCAUUUUGACUCUAUUUUAAAGCCUUUUGUUUUUUUCUGUUUACUUUUUGAACGAAUCAAAGACCAAAAAUGAGUGGAAUGCUAUAAGUUAAGCAAGCCAAACCAAAAAUCUGUUAUAACCUUUAUUAAAUACUAAAUGAAGAAAAGAUAAAAAAAAAAAAAAAGCCCUACAAAAUUCCAACUGAUAAUUACCCUAUUCAGACAUUGGUGAAUAUGUCCCUCAAUCCAAGUCGACCUUCUUCUUCAGAGUUGGUGGAACUUCAUGUUUUUUAUGUACCUGAAGGAUCAUGGAAUUAUAAGUUAAAUACCAUUUCAAUAGAAGUUGUUAACAAAUUCAUUUCAGCUGGAUUUAUAAGAGUAUCUCCUCACCUAACUUUACAAGACCUGAGGGAGCAUCUCAGUGAGUUCCUUGGUGAAGAAGCUGUUGCAGAAAAAUUUUUAUUUCUCAAAUGCAUUGGAAAUAAUCUAGCUGUAGUGAAGACAAAGCAAGAAUCAGAACUGAAACUCAAAUCAUUUGUUCCUCCAUAUGCCCUUCAACCAGAAUUAUAUUUGCUUCCUAUAAUGGAUCAUUUAGGAAAUAUUUAUUCAGCAUCAGCAGCAGUUUCUUUCAAUAAACAACAGACUAAUAGCGGUGUUGCUGAGCCUGACGGAGUAAUACACAGACCACUUAGUAUAACUCCGUCAAAGGAAGAACCUGCAACAGAUCCCAGUUUUUUAGAAAAUGCUUUGAAAGAACUUCUUGACAAGAAUCAGGAAGAAGCAUCAGCUGGGGGAAAAGCUACUCCAAAUGAGAAUCAGAUCGGAAAUAAUCAAACUGGAAAUCCUGAAUUGCCACGAUCACAGGAAGAUUCAGAUAAUGAUUAUUUUAGUGACAGUAAAAGUCAGUUUCUUUGGAAAAAUGAAGAUGAUAGAGCUAAUAUCAUUAGAAGAGAGGAUAAUCAGCUAGGUAAAACAGAGUACAUCCCCCUACCAGAUCUUAUUGAUUUUCCUUCACUUCCUUGUCAACCUGCUCUUUCUCCAGGAAUAACUGAUAAAUCUCUAUCACAGAUUGAGAGGGAGAAGAUUAUUGAGCAAAUGAAACAAGUAAAGGAAGAAAGAAGAUAUCUGGAAAGAAUUAGAGAAGAACUAAUGAAAAAAGCUGAAAGGCUAUUGGAACAAAGCAAAUUAAAGCACUAUCAUGCCUGCAGUGUUUGGAAAAAAAAGUGCUUUGAAACAAAGAAAGUUACAGCAUCAUUGGAAGAAGUUUUAACAAAACUUCGAGAAGAUUUGGAACUUUACUAUAAAAAAUUGCUCAUGCAACUUGAAGCCAGGGAGAUCAAGAUGAGACCAAAGAAUCUUGCAAACAUCACAGACUCUAAGAAUUACCUUAUCAUCCAGAUCACUGAAGUACAACAUGCUAUUGAUCAACUUAAGAGAAAACUGGAUACUGACAAAAUGAAACUCAUAAUAGAAAUUAAGAUGAGAAAACAAGCAAUUUCAGAUUUACGCACAAUGAAAGCUGAACUGGCACAGAGGAACUUAAUACAACUUUUCAAUCUCAAUUAGUUCCUGGGAAGGUACCUAGUUAGAAGCUCAACAGGUGACUUUGUUUAUGACGGAACAGUCAGUUCAAAAGUUAAUGUCUGAAUAUAGGGAGAAUUGGCUCCUGCAAUACAUCGUGACCAGGCCAGACUUC